Messenger RNA from Austrofundulus limnaeus, 3458 nucleotides. RefSeq names its product huntingtin-interacting protein 1. Gene Ontology annotation, cellular component: cortical actin cytoskeleton; presynapse; clathrin-coated vesicle. NCBI's taxonomy places the organism in Eukaryota, Metazoa, Chordata, Actinopteri, Cyprinodontiformes, Rivulidae. The record is from RefSeq and is a predicted model, not a curated record. Gene Ontology annotation, biological process: endocytosis; clathrin coat assembly; actin filament organization. Gene Ontology annotation, molecular function: phosphatidylinositol-3,5-bisphosphate binding; clathrin-cargo adaptor activity; actin filament binding.
GAAAAGCUCAGGCCAACGAGCAGCGCUACACUAAACUGAAGGAGAAGUACACGGAGCUGGUUCAGAGUCACGCAGACCUGCUCAGGAAGAACGCUGAGGUGACCCGGCAGAUGACUGUGGCUCGAGCAGCGCAGGACGAGGUGGAGGCGGUGAGGAAAGAGAUGCAGGAGAAGGUGAAGACGGCGCAGGAGGCUGCAGACAGACAGGAGAGGGAGCAGCUGAAACAGCUGCAGGAGCUCCAGAGGGAGCUGAUGUCCACCCAGGUGGAGCUGGACUCCCUGAAGACCACCAUGGCCUCCUCACAGCAGACUUCGAGCGAAGUCCUCAGCACCCAGCUGGCCACCCUGGAGUCCCAGAAAGCCGAGCUGGUGCAGACUUUGUCGAAGGUGGAGGCGGAGCUAGCGGUUCAGGGGGAGGAGCUUCAACAAAUCCAAAGCUCUUUGGCGACUGAAAGGGAAAGUGGAGUGAAGACGGCCGAAGCCCUGCAGAAUCAGCUCAAUGAGAAGGAGAGCAGGGAGCAGGCUCUGGAGAGCCAGCUGGUGGCGGCUCGCUGGUCCAGUCUGCAGGGAGCUGUGGAGGAGGCAGAGAGGAUCAUCCAGGACUCUCUGGCUCAGAUCGACGACCCGGCACACAUCAGCUGCACCAGCUCUGCAGACUACCUUGCAUCAAGAUGRCAGGCCUCUUUAGACUGUAUGGAGCGAUUACACUGUGCCAGAAACAACUUCUUAACAGACAACACAGCAGCUGUGACGGAGCUGGUGCGAGUGGUGACCCAGUGUGGCCACCUGGUGGGCGACACCAUAGUUCAGGGUAGUGCCACCUCCCACAUGGUGCCUGUGGAGCAAGCUGAUGCUCUGUCGGAGAGUGUGAAGCUGUGCGGGGCAGAAGCUCUGGCUCUGCUGGGACACAUGAAGCAGCAGGACAGCCUGGCCGCAGCCAACGACAACAAGCUAAAAGCCGCCUUGGAGGCCGUUCUGGCGGCUGCAGAGAAACUUCGCCCCCGAGGUUUGGAGCUGCAGCAGGGGGAGCUGGGAGAUCUGGUGGAGCAGGAAAUGGCUGCCACCUCCGCUGCCGUGGAGUCGGCAGCCGCUAGGAUAGAGGAAAUGCUCAACAAAUCUCGAGCAGUUGACACAGGAAUCAAGAUGGAGGUCAACGAGAGGAUCUUGGCUUCCUGCACGGAGCUGAUGCAGGCGAUCAAGGAGCUCGUGUUGUCCUCCAAAGAUCUGCAAAGGGACAUCGUGGAGAGCGGGAGGGGGGCAGCAUCCACGAAGGAAUUUUAUGCCAAGAACUCCCGCUGGACGGAGGGCCUGAUCUCUGCCUCGAAAGCAGUGGGAUGGGGCGCCACGGUCAUGGUUGACGCGGCCGACCUGGUGGUGCAGGGCAAAGGGAAGUUCGAGGAGCUGAUGGUGUGUUCACGUGAAAUAGCUGCCAGCACAGCACAGCUUGUGGCUGCUUCCAAGGUGAAAGCAGACAAGGACAGCGCCAACCUGCGCCGUCUGCAGCAGGCGUCCCGCGGCGUCACGCAGUCCACCGCGGCUGUCGUCGCCUCCACCAAGUCCGGGAAGUCCCAGAUCGAGGAAACAGAAACAAUGGACUUCUCCAGCAUGACCCUCACACAGAUCAAGCGACAGGAAAUGGACUCACAGGUCCUAGUCCUGGAGCUGGAGACUCGUCUGCAGAAGGAGCGGGAGCGUCUCGGCGAGCUGAGGAAGAAGCACUAUGAGUUGGCCGGAGCCUCGGAGGGCUGGGGCGAGGAAGGGGAAGGUACCGGGUGAGAGCCGCCACCCCUGACGCCCCUCCUCCUCCUCCUCCAUCAGAAGACUGGCUUUUGUCCACCUCGUUUUAUUUAUAGACACACUUUACUGUCUUCGUCUCUGUUCCAGUUUUAUUUCAUUUAUUCGCUUGUUAUCUAAAGCCAAAUGAAACGGUGCCCCCCCUCUCCCUCCCAUCGCCCGGGGCUCAGCGACAGCAGGGUCCCAGGUGAACGGAUGUAAGGGUGAGAGAAACGUCGUCACUGCUUCACCUCCGGAUGAUGCUGCGGGUUUUGCACAAGYGACAAACUCUCAGCAGCGAACGUGCACAAUGCAUAUUUCUGCCUACCUUAAACAGCAUAUUCUUAUAUCUUUUAAAACUUUUAUUUUAUUUUUAUUUUGGCGCUCGUUCAGAGCUCUUCUGCUCCUGAGUUCCUCCUUGUUUUUUUUUUUCUCACUGUGAGUUGAGUCCAGGCCGCUCCACGGGCCGGUUCUCUGGACUUUCUGCCUUUCACGUCCUCACCAUUGUAACGACCYUGACUGUUAAAUUAAGCACCCCCCACACACUUUUUUUUUUUCACACAAAUGCUAGUGUCCGCGGGGUUUGAGGGACUGAAAACACUGUCAUUCUUUAACUUCUCCCAUUUUUUAAAAAAUUGUAUUUUAUCCUAACUUUUAUAAAACGGGGCAACAAGAAGCAACCCUCGCGUAUUAAAUUAAAAAGCUUAGUUGUUCUGCAACGUUUCUAUUUAAUUUACGUCUCACAAGGCCAUUUUAAUAAACCUUCAGACCUUUCACUGAUGUUCUUUUUAAUAAUAAGUUUAAAGCGUUCAUGGAGGCAGACGUUUUCUCGAAAAAGCUGCACAAGAAGCAAAACAUCUGUUUUUAAAAGUUCGAAUCAUGUUUGUCUUGGAACUGGUGUCGCCACCACUGCACAAACCUUUCCAGUGUAUUAAAAGUCUGUAUUCUUUAAAAAAAGUUAUUUUUAUCUAAAAGCACCAUAUUUUGCCAGUGAUUGAUUUAACAGUGCACCUGAACGCCACACGGCUGUAACAAGUCAUCACAUCUCUCAGAAAACGUUUCACAGAAUCGAUCAAACUUUCUAACAGCGACGCUCCGUCUCAGCUGGGUUUUUAACCAACGCUGCUCAGUAUUAGCAGCUUUAGCUUCUUCCUUUUGAACGUGAGGCUCGGAGCACUUGGAGGAAAAGUCCGAUAAGAAACUCGUCGACGACUCUGAAACGUUUCCUUUUCGUCGCCGUCUUUCUGCUGCUGCGACCAGGUUAAAGCAUCACCUGCAGUACUGUUACUUCCAGGCUCCGCCUCUUCCAUCACGCCUGGAUUAAACUCUUAGCUGAUUUCAUCAGAAACUGUAAUAUAUAAACCAAGUGAAGAUCUUUUUCAGUUGUGUUUCAAGUGUCUUGAAUGAUGAAGUGCACACACUUUAAGUAAUGUUUUUGUUUUUUUCAUUUUGCCCAAAUACUUUUUAAUUAACCUUUUUUUUUUUUUUUGGUUUUUUCUGGUUUGUGUCUGUAGUUGUACCAGCUCAGCCAGCCUUUCAAACUGCCUCACACUGUAGUCAGAAACAAAUACUCACAUAGCAACAUUGAUGAAAUGUGUCUUUGUAUGAUAUUCUACUAAAACAAUGUUGGUGGGUUUGUUUUUAUUUUUCCAGUUUUUGAAAUAAAUACUUCAACUCAUUAAUGUG